Molecule: messenger RNA, 852 nt
Organism: Vitis vinifera (wine grape)
Lineage: Eukaryota; Viridiplantae; Streptophyta; Magnoliopsida; Vitales; Vitaceae
Exons: 1
Coding region: 1-681 (226 amino acids)
Source: RefSeq, a predicted model, not a curated record
AUGUUUUAUUCUCUCGGGUUUCCCGGAAAAUCUCCGCCAGAAUUUCAAGCUGCGGAAACCCUAGGUUUUUCUUGGUUUCGAAAUCUAUUCUUCAACGCAUCUGAUAAAUUCAUGGAGAUUUGUCUCAUCGCCGAUACUGUAAGCCAAGGGCUAAGCUUUGCGAAGAUUCUCCUCCGUGGCCACAACGUCGUCUCGAACAACCACCUCUCUGUCUUCGAUUCGUCGGAGCAAUCCUCCACCGCCGGAGUCCUCCAAAUCUCCGCCAUGAUUUUCCCGGUGGACGCCUUAGCUCCGCCUCCGGUGAGAUCGAAUUCGUGCAAGACCGCUCGGCGUACUUCUUUACGGAGAAAGCGGCGCACGAGGAGGAGAUCACUGACCGGAGAUUCGGAGAACGGCGAAGACUUCGGGUUCCUUGGUGAUGGCGGGGACGAUGGUCCGUUUGGUGGGUUCGGCGGCGGUGGCAGGGGAUGGAAUUUUGAUAGGUUUGGAGGGCAUAAUUGGGACGAAUCUCCGUCUUCGUCAUCCGAUCCCGCUUUCGAUUUCGUGUACGAGGUGAUUUGCUGGAUUGCCCUCUCUAAUUGCGUGCAUUUUGCGUUUAAGAGGGUUGUUCGAAUCUUCGCGGAUGAUAUCGGCGAUGCUUCAAGGGAGAAGGUUCCAUUCAGAUUUGCAUCAAUGUGCUAACUUGGUACCGUUUCUCCUCAGUGUUCAACCCGUUAAUGGAUGAGAAUUGGAUAAUAUAUCUGUUAUCUGGGUUGUCUGAAUCUUCUGCCAAAAUUUCUAUGUACUAUUCACUGUAUAUAUUGUACAUAUUCUCAUUGUUUCUAUAAAUCUCCUUUAUGAUUUCUUUACGUA